AUGCAUUCUCUCCUGGGCCGGGAGAGGAAAGAAGCCGGGGUUGGGAUCGAUCUGUCUCCGGGCUUUUUGCCCCGAGCUGCCACCAUGUUCAGCUGCGUGGGCUGCUUCUGGGUGCUCCUCUCGUCCGCUCUGGUCGCCGUGUGCAGCUUCAGUUUCAUAUCCCCGGCCUGGAUUGUCAAAGACCACCUGAAGAACAAGGACUCCGUCAGUUUUGGCUUGCUCUGGCACUGCUCGGAGUCCCUGGACCACAUGUACCGAUGCUACACCUUCGGAGGACUGGGCAAAUUCGCGGAGAUCCCCUCAAGCUCCUGGCAGACUAGCGCGGUGUUGUGCUCUGGAGGAUGUGCUCUGCUGGCAGUCAGCUGUCUGUUGGCCAUCAUCACAAUCUUCCUGCCCAGUGGAGGAUGUGAGAGGAGGAUCUGCACCCUGGCAGGCUACAUGCAGAUGGCUGCAGUGUUCAUCAUGGGGUCAGGCCUGCUGGUGUAUCCCUUCGGCCUCAACUCCACCCUGGUGCGUUCCUUCUGCGGGGACGCAGACAUCUACUACGCUGGGGAGUGCCAGAUCGGCUGGGGCUACAUGUUGGCCAUCGUGGGAGUCAUGCUCACUCUCUUCCUGCCCUUCUUUGCCAAAUAUGCACCAAAGGAGCAGCUGUCCCCCACCCCUUUACCCACUCUCUUAUAG
Molecule: messenger RNA, 681 nt
Organism: Lampris incognitus (smalleye Pacific opah)
Lineage: Eukaryota; Metazoa; Chordata; Actinopteri; Lampriformes; Lampridae
Product: LHFPL tetraspan subfamily member 7 protein
Exons: 3
Coding region: 1-681 (226 amino acids)
Cellular component (GO): membrane
Source: RefSeq, a predicted model, not a curated record